GCUGUAGUCCUGCCGGGCGGCCGGGGCGCGCGCAGGCUCCCCUUCCCGCGGACCGCGGCAGCCCCAGCGCUGUCGGAUCGCCCUGCGCCCGCUCCGCUCUCCGCCUCCACCCCGGGCGAAGCGGUGGAAAGACGGGAGGCUCCCUUGGCGGGGCCGGCUUGUGGCGAGAAGGAAGGGGAGGUUUGGUUCAAAGCGUCCUGACAAGCUGUGCUAGAAAAGCAGGGCUGCAGCCUCCGUAAGUUGGAAGAGGACGAGAACUAGGAGGAAUUGUUCCAUGGCCAGCGAUGUAGCGUGGAACAACAUCUCCUGGAAGGCAAACUUCUCCCCAGCCUGACUGCAGAGCAUGGGCUAAAAAACGAUGUCCCUCUCUCGUGUCGACAAUCCCGGUUUUCUGCUAUUUCUCUUUGUCUUCCAAGCGAUAUUUAUCCUGAUACUCUACCAAGGGGGACCUUCAAGUGUGUUCCAUGGGUUUUCGGACUCGCAUCAGGUUCUGGAUUACUCGAAAACUCAUGACGUGUACACAAACCUCAGCUUGUUUACCCCGGCUCCUAACAACGAAGCGAUGCCCUACUGCUCUGUGCAGUCACCGAUAUUUGUUGGUCCAUUAACCAUCACCUUCAGGGUGCUCCCUAGUGAAAGAAAGAUCAUCAAAAAAAAUCCUUUUGUUCAGCCUGGUGGCCGCUACAGGCCACCUCACUGCUUGGCCCGCUACAAAUCAGCCAUCCUUGUAGCCUACAGGAACCAGGAAAAGUACCUUCGACAUCUUCUCUACUAUAUUCAUCCUUUCUUGCAGCGCCAGCAGCUCAGUUACAGCAUCUACUUAAUUCAGCAGGUGGGGAAUGGUACAUUUAACCGAGCGAAGCUGCUUAAUGUUGGUGUCAGGGAAGCUCUGAAGGAUGAAGACUGGGACUGCCUUCUCUUGCAUGAUGUGGACCUAGUGCCUGAGAAUGAUUAUAAUCUCUAUGUUUGCGAUGAAUAUUAUCCCAAGCAUAUGGCUAGUGCCAUGGAUAAGUUUCAGUACACUCUGCCAUAUAAAUCCUUUUUUGGGGGUGUAUCGGCUCUGACUCCAGAACAUUACAUGAAGAUAAAUGGCUUUCCAAACACAUACUGGGGCAGCAGUGGUGAAAAUGAUGACAUUGCUACAAGGAUUCAGUUGGCAGGAAUGAAAAUAGUCCGGACAUCACCUCAGCUUGGACGCUACAAAGUUAUGGACUACAAUGAAAAGACAGAGACACAAGAGCCUUGGAGAAGGCCUACUUCCCGACACAACACCAGAAAGACAUGGAAGGAUGAUGGAAUGAAUUCACUGGAGUUCAAGCUCCUUUCCAGGAAAAAGCAUCCACUUUAUACCAACAUCACUGUGGACAUUGGAUACGUUCCCCCAUUUUCUUAAAAGAAUGAAAACAAAAGGCUGUUUGGGCUCAGCAUGGCAGCGUGCAUGCAGGCAGUCAGCCUCUACCUCCUGUUGUGGUGUGGAGUCCGCACCACCUGAAACUAAUCCUUCCAUCUCUCAUGCAUUUCCCUUUUCUUUGUCUAAGACUUAGAAGAAAAGACUUCAGGAAUAGGGUAUGAUAGCUCAUAAACAGGAUGUGGCUUACUGUAAAAACAGUCAAAGCACUGUAAAACUAUCAACUGAGCCAGACCCAGCCCUUGGACCUUGUGGGAAUCAAGGUCUCCUUUGACAGUAAGCUGACUCUAGUUUUCUGGAACCUUUGUUCCGCAGCAGAACAGCUCUGUUCCACUUUUUACUUAAGCGUUAACUGGGAUGCAAGCCAUUCUGUCAGACAGUUCAUUACGUGCUGUAUUUUGAGAAAGCGGUGAAGCCAGUUACAGUUCUGUAAAUAUCUCGUUAAUUUGAGUAAAAUAAAUUGAGUUAUGUAUUCAGGUUAAGACUUUCUACAAUAUUUAAUGAGUGUGAUAAAAGAGAAAGUUGCCCUGAAACCAGAAAAAAA
Messenger RNA from Cuculus canorus (common cuckoo), 1952 nucleotides. RefSeq names its product beta-1,4-galactosyltransferase 3. The record is from RefSeq and is a predicted model, not a curated record. Gene Ontology annotation, molecular function: glycosyltransferase activity. Lineage: Eukaryota; Metazoa; Chordata; Aves; Cuculiformes; Cuculidae. The transcript is spliced from 7 exons. Gene Ontology annotation, biological process: carbohydrate metabolic process. Bases 359 to 1393 code for a protein of 344 amino acids.